AUGGCCGAGUGUCCCCUGCAGACGCCCACGCUGCACGUCGGUGACUGGAUAGACGUGCUCGACGGCGACGGAAUCUGGAACGUUGCGCAGGUACUUCGACUGGCCACGUCCGAGAUGGUGGAAGUGACAUAUGACUGCUGGGGAGCCGAGUACAACGAGGUGUUGCCGCGAGACAGCGACCGAAUCGCUCCGUACGGCACGCACACGUGGUCGGUCAAGUGCUGGGCCAAGCUCGACACCUGGCCCUGGUGGCCAGCCGUACUCACGGUGCGAGCUCCUGGCUCUGCUGUCGGUGCGCAAAACCUGAGACGGGAGGAGCGACUGCUCGUAGACUUUCUCGACCACACGGAGUUCCUGGAACGUUGCAGGUGCUGGGUUAAACAAAACCAAACCAUGGCGCUUGAUUGCCACCAAGACACGAGAAAACGGUUAAUGACGCUAAAGAGUAAGAAGAGAACAAAUGUGAUGGAUGCACGGGCAAGCAAGUUGGCGCUCGCAAAGACGUUACUCGCCCAGUGCGAUGCGCGAGACAAGUUUCCGAAAUUCUGUGAAGGAACGCUGCCGGUGCAAUUUGAAAACCGAUGUACGAGGCCGAAUACUGAAGUGAGACUCGAAAUGGGGGAACAGCGCUGGAUGCGCGGCUUUGCUGAUAACAGGGUCAAUCAUGCAGCAGCACAUGCGUAUGCACCAGUGCUCGCUGGCGACGGAAACGGUCAUGAGUUGCUAAGUGUGGCAACAAAGACCGACGCAGAUCGAACCAGGCCCGAGUCCAGUGCGUCGUCAAUCGAAGUCAAUGAACAUAGAUCUUUGUGGAGCACAAGAAUGAUGGAUGUAGCCAAUGCUUCGUUAAAGUCUGCCGAUGCUCUCAAUGUGCCUGAAAGCAUGAAAUUGCCGCGAAAACCGAAGGAAUCGCGCAAGCGAGCGAUAUCAAACGCCGGAGAUGAAGUGUUCGGCAGCACUCAUGAAUCCGAUCCUGUUGACAGCAAGUGUGUACAACAAUAUAGCGCAGCUGAAGGAGUCAUGAAGUCUACUGCUGAUCCCGAAGAGUCUCGUGUUCAGACACGGAGAUACGGAAAGACACCCAAGGUACUCAAGAUAUCGAAAGCGUCGGCUUCUGGACCACUACCGCACUUCCCAGUCCACGUCUCGGAUCUUUUGAAAGAGAAGUGUCGGGACGACAAGGACAUCGCGAACCAUGUGCGACUAUGCGCAACAAAAGGUGUACCGGUCAAAAAGUUGCCCGUGUUGGAUCGGCGCAUGGGAAAGAUACAUGCAGUACUGCGAGGAAGUUUGCCAGGCGAGUUGAAGCUUGAAAACAAGAAUGUGAGUCCGAUGGAAAGGCUUGCUCGAUCAACUGAAGCCACUUUGCAAGCUUAUAAGAAGCUGCGCGACACAGAAGCUGCAGUGGGCGGCAAGCUGACUGAGCUUGUCGAGAAGACCGCAGAAGCUGAAGAGCUUUGGAGGAGAUAUACAGAUUCGCUAUGGGUAGACUCUUCCACAUCAGCGCCGUUUCGUGGUACUCAGCAGUUCGACGACGGGAUCGAUCAGGCGGUCUGGUCUACCGUCAAGGCUGCCGGCGAAACGGAUGGUGCCAUCGACGAAAAUCGAUCAUGCGCAAGCGAGACUUCUGGCUCUCGUGGUACUCUACAGAAGUCGUCAUCUGCGAAGACAGCGUCGCAGUCCGAGUGUGGAAGCGCUGCAGCUCCUUGUACGUCACGCUGUCAACUAGCUGCUGAGCUGGAUGACAUGAAAGCCGGCUUGCUCGCCUCUUCGGACGGACAAGGUGUCUUCCCUCGAAUGAAGCACGCUCGCAAUGGAACGCCGACUCCUGCAGGAUGCCCGCUGCCUCACCACAGCAGCCACCGCAAGGAAGUCAAGUGUUGUUGCUCGAACAUAUCAUCGCAAUCAGUUAGCCAACAGCUCAGCGGAUCCUGGCCAAGAGACCACAGCUCGUCGACCUUCAGCUUGCGCGACGAUUUCUCAAUUAGUCAGUGGUAUCGCGAGUUGUACCCAAAGUCCUUCGACCUCGAGCGACUGUGA
Molecule: messenger RNA, 2040 nt
Organism: Hyaloperonospora brassicae
Lineage: Eukaryota; Oomycota; Peronosporomycetes; Peronosporales; Peronosporaceae
Source: the annotation of a GenBank genome assembly